AUGGGCAAAGGUUACAAUGCGCGUAUCGCCUCGAAUCCAUAUAUCGUUGGCACAUUCGCAUGUAUCGGUGGAGGCCUCUUCGGUCUGGACAUAUCUUCCAUGUCCGCGGCGUUGAACAACCCCGCGUACACGAAUACUUUCAACAACCCCACUGCCAAUGCACAGGGUGCCAUCGUUGCUUCUAUGCCCGCUGGCUCCCUGAUUGGAGCCCUUUCUGUUACCUACCUUGGUGACAAGCUUGGGCGCAAAAAGACGAUCAUCCUUGCUGCUCUUUUCUGGGUCAUUGGUUCUAUCCUCCAGUGCGCGUCAGUCAACCGUGGCAUGCUCGUCGUUGGCCGUAUCAUCUCCGGCUUAUCCGUCGGUAUCUCUUCUGCCGUUGUUCCUGUCUAUCAGUCCGAGAUCGCUGCACCUGAAAUUCGUGGCCGCCUGGUUGCCUUCCAACAAUGGUCCAUCACUUGGGGUAUCUUGCUUCAGUACUUUGUUCAGUUCGGUUGUUCGUACAUAAAUGGUACUGCCUCAUUCCGUAUCCCAUGGGGUCUCCAGAUGAUCCCCGCCAUCAUUCUUGCCUUCGGUAUGAUAGCGUUCCCCGAGUCCCCCCGUUGGCUCGUCGAUCAUAACCGCGAGGCAGAGGCUUUGGAGAUCCUUGCUGACCUCCACGGUGGAGGCAACCAGCAGGAUGACCUCGUCGUUCUAGAGUUCGAGGAAAUUAAGUCACAGGUUUACUUCGAACGGACUGAAGGUGCCAAGUCCUGGUCAGACCUCCUCAAGCCCGGUGUGUCGCGCCGUGUCGUCCUUGGCUCAUCUCUCCAGAUGUGGUCUCAGCUUACUGGUAUGAAUGUUAUGAUGUACUAUGUCGUCUACGUCUUUGAGGGUGCUGGUCUUACUGGUCGUCGCGCGAAUCUUAUUGCAGACUCUGUGCAAUAUGUCCUUAACGUCUCCUUCACUGUCCCUGCAAUCAUUUACAUCGACAAAUGGGGACGCCGCCCGAUGUUUAUUUACGGUUGUCUUAUCAUGGGCUUCUGGCUCUACCUCGUCGGUGGUCUCCAGGCCCGCUUCGGCCAAUGGGGAACUGUCGACGGUGCUACUACAUGGGUGGUAAUCAACAAUCCCGCCGCCACAAAAGCCAUAAUCGUGUGUUCCUACUUUUUCGUAUCUUCCUUCGCCAUUACGAUGGGUCCCGCCUCCUGGACCUACCCUGCCGAGAUCUUCCCCAUGCGUGUGCGCGCCAAGGCUGUCUCUCUCUCCACGGCCACGAACUGGUUGUUUAACUUCGCCUUGGCAUGGGCUGCACCUCCAAUGUUGGCCCAUAUCCAAUGGAAGACGUAUUUCGUGUUCGGGACGUUCAACUUCGCAGCCUGCAUCCACUUCUUCUUCUGCUUCCCCGAGACAGCACAGCGCUCGUUGGAGGAGAUCGAGGAUGUGUUCGCACAGGGCCACGAGUACAACGCCUGGGCUGUGUCGAGGUCCGUGGGCAAGAGGGACUUGGCGGAUGUACUUACAAACAAGGGGGAUGAGAAGGAGUCAGUCGACGCUUAA
Suillus subaureus is the source of this 1536-nucleotide messenger RNA. Its product is annotated as general substrate transporter. The record is from RefSeq and is a predicted model, not a curated record. Lineage: Eukaryota; Fungi; Basidiomycota; Agaricomycetes; Boletales; Suillaceae. Gene Ontology annotation, cellular component: membrane. The transcript has 10 exons. The coding region runs from base 1 to 1536 and encodes 511 amino acids. Gene Ontology annotation, biological process: transmembrane transport; carbohydrate transport. Gene Ontology annotation, molecular function: carbohydrate:proton symporter activity.